Triticum dicoccoides is the source of this 1182-nucleotide messenger RNA. RefSeq names its product EPIDERMAL PATTERNING FACTOR-like protein 4. Gene Ontology annotation, biological process: guard cell differentiation; stomatal complex development. NCBI's taxonomy places the organism in Eukaryota, Viridiplantae, Streptophyta, Magnoliopsida, Poales, Poaceae. The record is from RefSeq and is a predicted model, not a curated record. Bases 341 to 682 code for a protein of 113 amino acids. The transcript has 2 exons.
UUUAUGGCUCCGGCGCUGCAGAGCCCGCACGCACAGUCCAUGACUACUCCGUGCGUGCGUGCGGAUUGACUCGCGCGCGCACACAAACGCCACUCCACCCCACCCCCUUCCGUCCGCGUCAGUCCCCCUCGUGCACCGCAGCAGCAGCCAGCGGCAUUCAGCGCCGCUCUCGCUCUGCUUUUCUCGCUUUGCUUUCUUCUCCCUCCUGCUGCUCCCCCCUCGCCGGUCACCACCUCCGGCCUGUCCUCGAGCUAGCCUGCCAGGCGCGACACAGACGCCGGACGCUCGGUGGGUGAUACGAGAUCUGGUGGGCUAGCUGAGCGGAGACGCUCGGCCACCUAUGGGCUGGGCGAGCCGGCGCGGCCUCGCCGCGGCGCUCCUCCUCCACCUCCUCUUCCUCGCCGCUGCCCUCGGUGGGUGCGCCGCGACGAGCCGGAGGAGCGGCAGCAGCGGCGGUAGAGCAGCGCUGGAGCAGUACUCGUGGGAGGACCCUGCGGAGGCGGCGCGGCGGAGGGAGCUGGUGGGCCCGGGCUCGUCGCCGCCGACGUGCCGGAGCCGGUGCGGGCGGUGCCACCCGUGCCGGCCGGUGCACGUGGCCAUCCAGCCCGGCGUCAGCUUCCCGCUCGAGUACUACCCGGAGGCCUGGCGCUGCAAGUGCGGCGACAGGCUCUUCAUGCCAUGACCGCCCGUCCACGGCUCCGUCUGCACAUAUAUGUAUGCCCUGAUGCUGCUCCCGGCUCGGUCCGCCAUUACGGCUGCUUCAGCUCACUCACGGGAGCUAGCUCCUCAAGGCCACGGCUGCCUGCGCGCACAAGGCCAGGAGGUCCAGCACACGCACGGCAACCAGAGGGAUCUAGCUAGAGAAGAAGAAGAAGAAGAAGAGGGAGCGGAGCGCAGAGAGAUCCAUGGAACCAUGGAAAGAAACCAAACAUGGAGGCUUCCUCCUCGAUGUAUGUAAUAACAUUGUUCAGUUCUUGGAGAUUUUAACCAGUGUCUUGUCGUCGCGUCCGAAGAGGUGGAGAGAUGGAUCGAGAUUGUUCGUUCACGCUCUCUCUCUCUGGUUCUUCUCCUUGUCAAGUCGCCAAGCCAACUUCCGGUUUUGAGGAGUGAUUUUCCGACUAAUUUUCGUUAAUCUAUGAUGUAUAUUUCCUCAUGGACAACAUCUUCCUCAUCAUUUUGCUC